Molecule: messenger RNA, 818 nt
Organism: Arabidopsis thaliana (thale cress)
Lineage: Eukaryota; Viridiplantae; Streptophyta; Magnoliopsida; Brassicales; Brassicaceae
Exons: 2
Coding region: 98-700 (200 amino acids)
Biological process (GO): negative regulation of DNA-templated transcription
Source: RefSeq, marked reviewed
AUAUACACGACUUCCACGAUCUGUUCGUCUAUCUGAUCAUUCGUUUUCUAACACCAGAGAGAGAUUCUUUAAGCACAAAAGAGAGAAAAAAGAUCUAAUGUUUUCUCCACAUGAUGGAACACUCUGUUCUAAAAAGAGGGAUCAUAUGAAAGUUUUUGGAGAAUCGUUUCAUGGUUCUUUCAAAAGGAGCAAACAAGGAGAUCAAAAACAAACCAAAUUUGAGAAGAACACUACUACUCUGUUCUUUCAAAGAUCAAAGUCAGAUAGCGCCAUGUUGAUAAAGCCUGAUGUUCAGCUUCACCUAGAGGCUAAGACCCAAUCAGAGACAUUUGAAGAUCAUAGGACAGACCUGGACCUUAAUUUGAACCUUUAUUCGUCAUCAAGUUCCUCUGUCAAAAAAACAAUCAUGGAGAAAGAUGAAUGUUCCAAAGGCGGAACUGUGAUCAUCAGCCCAAGUAAGAAGGUGAGAUCAGGUGAUAUAGGGCUAAGUCGAUCCCCGUCUUGGCUAGCGUUUGAAGGUGAUGAUGAUGAUAAUCAGAAGAAGCAAGAGAUGAUAACAACAGUGUGCAUGAAGUGUCACAUGCUGGUUAUGCUCUGCAAAUCUACUCUUGUCUGUCCUAACUGCAAAUUCAUGCACCAUGAUGAUCAUAGCUCCACUAAACAGUUUCAGACUUUAAAUUUGUUUAAGCUCUUAUGCUAGACUUUUCAGUGUAUGUUAAUGAGCCCAAGAAUGUGAAACUAGAUAUGUAUGAGUUAUGUAUAUAUACAAGUACUGAUUGUUUUAUUAUAUGCUUUGUAUAUGAAUAACUUUGAUCUGC